AUGGCGGGGAACGAUAGCGACUCAGGCACAAGUACGAUUGAGCAGAUAUAUCAAAAGAAAACACCAUUAGAACACAUUUUACUGCGUCCUGAUACUUAUGUAGGCUCAAUCGAAAUGCAGGAAAACAAGUUGUGAGUGUGGGACUCUGAACAAAACACCAUGGUGUUUAGACAAAUACAAUAUGUUCCAGGGCUUUAUAAAAUAUUUGAUGAAAUCUUGGUUAAUGCUGCUGAUAACUAUCAGAGAGACAAAAAGAUGAACAAAAUCGAUGUAACUCUUGACCCUGAAAGAGGGAUGAUAUCUGUGUGAAAUAAUGGAAAAGGAAUCCCAGUUGCAGUGCAUCAAGAAUACGGAAUCUAUGUCCCAGAACUCAUUUUCGGCCAACUCUUGACAUCAAGCAACUAUGAUGACACCAAAAAAAAGACCACCGGUGGUCGAAAUGGUUAUGGCGCUAAGCUUGCUAACGUCUUUUCUAAAAGAUUUAUAAUUGAAACUGCAGAUUCAGAAAGAAUGCAAAAAUUCUCAAUGGAAUGGACUGACAACAUGAGCAAAAAGUCUCACCCUACCAUAACCAAGCUCAAAAAAUCUGAAGAUUACACCUGCAUAACCUUUUACCCAGACUUAGAAAGAUUCGGUAUGAGUAGUCUCAAUAAAGAUAUCCUUGAUCUUAUGACUAAAAGAGUGUAUGAUAUGGCAGGAUCUACAGGUAAAUCAGUCAAAGUUUUCCUAAACCAAAAAGAAAUUUCAAUUAAAAACUUCAAAGACUAUAUUGACCUUUACAUCAAAGACCCCACAAUGCCUAAAAUUUAUGAAAAUCCUAGCGAAAGGUGAGAAGUCGGAAUUUCUAUUAGUGAAGGCGUUUUUCAGCAGGUCUCAUUUGUAAACUCUAUUUGCACUUCCAAAGGAGGGACACAUGUAAAUCAUGUUGCAGACCAAUUAAUUAAUGCAAUUUCUGGAGCGAUCCAAAAAAAGAACAAAAAGCUUGAUAUAAAAAAUAAUCAAAUAAAGCAGCAUUUGUGGGUUUUUGUCAAUUCCCUGGUAGAAAACCCUUGCUUUGACUCACAAACUAAAGAAACAAUGACGCUAAAACCUUCUUCGUUUGGUUCUAAAUGUGAACUCAGUGAAAAAUUCAUAAAAGAAGUCGUAAAUUGCGGCAUCAUUGACCAUGUCGUGGCUUUUGCCAAAGCAAAAACUGAAGCACAGUUAGGGAAAAAAGUAAAAUCUAAGAAAAAUGAAAAAAUUUAUUUGAAUAAGCUAGAAGAUGCAAAUUUAGCAGGGACGAAAAACAGCAGAGAGUGCACAUUGAUUUUAACUGAAGGAGACAGUGCAAAAACUCUGGCAGUCGCAGGAAUUGAAGUGGUUGGAAGAGAUAAGUUUGGAGCUUUUCCGCUGAAAGGGAAGCUUUUAAAUGUUAGAGAAGCUUCACACAAGCAGCUGAUGGCUAAUGAAGAAAUCCAAAAUAUCAUGAAAAUCGUAGGACUACAGCCUAAAAAAGAAUAUGAAGACUUAGGAGAGCUUAGAUAUGGGUGCAUAAUGAUUAUGGCUGAUCAAGAUCUUGAUGGGUCUCAUAUCAAAGGACUUAUAAUCAACCUUAUCCACUUCUUUUGACCAGGCUUGCUAAAAACAACUGGAUUUGUCAAAGAGUUUAUCACUCCUAUCGUAAAAGCUACAAAAGGUCACGAUAGCAUUUCAUUUUACACUCUUCACGAAUAUGAAGCUUGGAGCAAAGCUGAAGACAGAAAAUCAUGGAACAUUAAAUACUACAAAGGCUUAGGCACUUCUACUAGUAAAGAAGCCCGCGAAUAUUUUGGGAACAUCCAAAGACAUAGGAUUGAAUUUUUAUAUGAUAAUGAUCAACGUGACGGAGAUGCUAUAGAUAUGGCUUUUAAUAAAAAAAGAUCUGAUGACCGUAAAAGGUGGCUUGCUGCGUUAGAUCCUGACACUUUUCUUGAUAUGAGUGAGCCUCAAAUAAGUGUUUCCGAUUUCAUCAAUAGGGAGCUGAUUUUAUUUUCAAAUUAUGAUAAUAUUAGGUCCAUUCCAAGUGUAGUUGAUGGGCUGAAGCCGGGACAGAGAAAAAUCAUUUUUUCUUGCUUUAAGAGGAAACUGAAAGGAGAAAUAAAGGUAGCACAGCUAGCUGGGUAUGUAGGGGAGCAUUCUGCAUAUCAUCAUGGAGAACAGUCUUUGGCUACUACAAUUGUAGGGCUGGCUCAGAAUUUCGUUGGAUCAAAUAAUAUAAAUCUGCUGCUGCCGAUAGGACAGUUUGGGACUAGGCUUCUAGGAGGGAAAGAUAUGGCUAGCCCAAGAUAUAUUUUUACAAAUCUCUCUCAAGUGACUAGGAAAAUGUUUAUAUUAGAAGAUGAUUAUUUACUAAAUUAUCAAAAAGAAGAGGGUCAAAAAAUUGAGCCGAAUUGAUAUGUCCCGAUAAUUCCGCUUGUACUGAUAAACGGUGCUGAUGGUAUUGGAACUGGUUGAAGCACCUGCAUCCCUCCUUAUAAUCCAAUUGAGCUAAUUCAAGUAUACAGAGAUAGGAUUAAUGGGAAUUCUUUUGAUGGAAUUCGUUUAAAACCUUGGUUUAAAGGAUAUACUGGAACUUUAGAUUGGAUUGAAGGAAAUGGAGGAGGCUAUGAAAUCAAAGGUGUAUUUGAAAGACUUGAUGGAAAUAUACUCAGAAUUACAGAACUUCCUAUUGGUAAGUGGACGACUGACUAUAAAAAAUUUCUUGAAGAACUAGCUCAAGCUGAAAAUCCUAUUGUCACCGAUAUAAAAGAAUAUCAUACAGAAAACCGGAUAGAUUUUCAUAUAGAAGUCCCUACUCUGCAACAUAAAAUAUAUUGAAAUGGCGACAUGUGGCAACCUGCACUCUUGGCGCAGCAUUCAAGACCUUAUGGCAACUGCGAACUAGGACAGACCCUAGCCGAUAAUCAAGUGCAGCCUCAGAAGAUGUGUAUCUGGGUAGGUUUUGGCUACCUUCUUGUGGUUGAGAUGGAGGUGCCUGACAAUUUCCUUUGGAUCCUAGAACCCAUGGGAUUUUCUCUACCAAGAAACUAAAGGGUUUCAGCAUAGCAGUUUAUUCCUAAAGCUGUCGAAGGAAGGCUUAAUCUUAAUCUUAAUUAUAUGUUAUUGAGUAGCUCCCGGCCAGGACCAUAGGUCCUUUUCUGCCUCCUUUUGGUCGCCUCGCUUGCUUUCCUUGCCCUGCUCCCAGUGUAUACCUAAGUGCCACAGGCUACCACUCGGCUCCUUCCGGUCAUGGGGCUUGGUCAUGAAAUUCCGGAAGUAGACGGACUGGGUCACCAUGCUUCACGUCGUCGACUAGGGCUAGAGCUAGGGAUUAACUCCCUAGUUCUUAUCGGCAUCUGCUGUGCCGUCCGAUUUGGCACCAGCAGUCCCUAGAGGAAAACCAUUUUUUGUCCCAUGUCCCGUCGGGACGAUCCGAAAAUCAUCAUUGCUGGACCGGGAGGGAAACCUAGCCGGUGUCGUCGAAGGAAGGCACUUCGGCACUCGACUGACUCAAAGAAACUAGUUCUUGGAAUCAAGCACUCCAAUCCCAUCAAAGGGUCGCCCAGAAAUCUAUACGCCACUCGCACAAGACUGAAGUCUCAAGACGAGGAGAAGAUAGAAGGCACCAGAAAUGGCAUCCACCUUUGGGGGGAAAUUUUUUCUGGAGUCGAAAGCGGUUGAAACCUCCUGUAAAUAAGGUCUUUGGUGACUACGUCGCCAAUAUAGCUAGCUUGUGCCUAAGUUUAAUCUUAAUUCUUACUCUGCAACAUUUCUCAGAUUCAGAAAUAAUGAAAAUAUUUAAACUGCAGUCUUCACUUAGCAUGAACAAUCUUGUCCUCUUCAAUCCCGAGCGUAAAAUCAAAAAAUACCCUGGAAUCAAAGAAAUCCUAGAAGAGCACUACACCAUCCGUGAAGACUUCUACGAAAAGCGAAAAGAGUUCUUAGUCAGUCAAACCACUGCAGAAGUUACCAUAAUUUCUAAUAAAGUCAGGUUUAUUUUGGAAGUAAUUAACAACGAGCUAAUAAUCAAUAAAAAACAAAAAGCAAUUUUAAUCACAGAAUUAAAAAGAAAAGGUUUCACCACAAAAUCAGAGCUAGAAAAGAUUUUCAAAGACCCUAAAAUCCAUCAGGUGGAAGAUAAAGAAACAGAGCAGGAAAAUGACGAAGUAGUGGAGUCAGGGACAAUAAAAGCAAAAGAAUAUGAUUAUCUGCUAGGAAUGCCAUUAUGGUCUCUUACAUAUGAAAAGGUAGAGCAGCUUAAAAAAGAAGAACAAGAAAAGAUACAUGAAUUGGAAACGUUGAAAAAUACAAGCAUUUAUGAUAUGUGGGGGAAAGAUUUGGAUGAGCUGAAAAAGGUUAUUGAAGAGGAGUGGGAAAAUGAAGAAAGAGAAAGGAAUAAAGUUCCUGCAGUGAAAGGGAAAACCAAAAAAACUGCAAAAAGGGCCACAAAAGUGCCUGCUAGGGAGAAAAAAGAUAUAAAUAUCUGUAUUAAUUACUGAUAAUAUAGUAAAUACUAUUAUACAGUCACAUUUUAGUCUAAUCAGAUAUAAUUUGAAGCAAACUACUAUCAAACCCCCCACAAAAAUCAUCACACAAUCUGAUGACGAAAGAAAGGGGAAAAUCAGAAAAAUUAAUAUCAGCAAAGAAAAAGGUUACGAAGUCAUAGAAGACAUCACAGCAGCCACCAGCGAGUCUUCAGACUUUAAAAACCCACUUGGUGCUAGAAAAAGAAAAAAUAGCAUCGAAGAUACAAAAAACAAAAAAUCCAAGCUAAUGCCUAACGCAGAAAUGAUAAUUGCUUCUGAGAGCGAAGAUGAAGAAUUUGAACUUUAA
Messenger RNA from Blepharisma stoltei, 4830 nucleotides. NCBI's taxonomy places the organism in Eukaryota, Ciliophora, Heterotrichea, Heterotrichida, Blepharismidae. The record is from the annotation of a GenBank genome assembly.